GGGAUUUUGGGAAAUUGUGUUCAUCCUGCAAAUACGUUGUCCACAUCGCAUGGAUGUAUUACAUGAGAAUACAUCUCCCAGACGCCUGAGCGGCUCAUAUGUGUUUCGUUGACUUGAACUACGAGCUACUGUGAAGUCUCCGGCUGCUAAUGUACAUUUUAAAAGAAUAAAUCCGUCAUUUGAGGAACAGAGAGCGUUAGCAUCUUGUUAGCUAAUAUUGUUUUGAAUGCCGCCAUUGGACGACUGGACUCUUGGCUGCGAAGCUGAAAUACGUAUGUUAUGGAUGGAAAUUUCUGAGUAGCUUGGCGAAGAUGUAACUAAUACGAUGUGUGGUAAAUUGUUAGGUAGCAAAGGUGUGACAUUCACUGUCAGUGUCGCCUCUUCUGACAUACAGUUUUAGAAAUUGGAGUUAUAUUUUCUAGCAUCCAUGCUAAAUGUAGUUAUUUGCCCCUGACAGGACAGUUGCACAUCAUCAUCCACAUACCAGCUAACCAUUAUUUAUCAUAUGAUUUGGUAGUGCUACCAAAUUAUUUACCUGCCUUGGAAGGGAGUCUGGUCGUUUUUAUUAUAUGUUUAGUUUCCUGAUGGCAAAAGAAGAAUGUAUUUCACAGAGGAACAAAACAGAGCACUCCUCAAUACUGCGAAACAGAAAAAAUAUUCCCACCUCACUGAAGACCUCUCAGGCCCCAUUCACUUCUGUAUCAAAGGACAAAAUCAGUCAAACUGCUGGACACUCGUCAGAAGAUGACAAUCAGUCCUCAAAUGGAUCCUCAGCUCAGUUAUUUACCAGGAGACAUGGUGAGUCUCCAGUCAAAGUGCUGCUGUUACUGGUGGUAGGACUGUCUUUCUCUACACGUCUCUACAAGAUAACAGAGCCCCCUCAUGUGUGCUGGGAUGAGACACACUUUGGAAAGAUGGGCAGCUACUACAUCAACAGGACCUUCUUCUUUGACGUCCAUCCUCCUCUUGGAAAGAUGCUGAUAGGUCUCGCUGGUUACAUGACCGGUUAUGAUGGCACCUUUCCUUUCAUAAAGCCUGGAGACAAAUAUGAACAGCAAAACUACUGGGGGAUGAGAGGGUUUUGUGCUGUGCUGGGCUCCUUUCUCCCAAUCUUUGCCUACCUCAUAGUGCUGGAGUUGUCUCAGUCUCACACUGCUGCUUUCAUCACUGCCAUCCUGCUAAUAUUUGACACUGGCUGCAUCACCAUCUCCCAGUACAUCCUGUUAGACCCCAUUCUCAUGUUCUUCAUCAUGGCAGCAGUGCUGAGUAUGGUCAAGUUCAACCAGCAGAGAUACAGGCCUUUCACUGCCUCCUGGUGGUUUUGGCUGGUACUGACUGGUGUCAACCUGGCUGGCGCUUUUGGAGUGAAGUUUGUGGGUCUGUUUGUCAUCCUGCUGGUUGGGCUGAACACAAUCUGGGACCUGUGGAGACUUCUGGGAGACCUGAGCCUCUCACUGGUGGACGUUGCCAAGCACUUCCUGGCUCGAGUUGUUGGACUCAUCCUGCUUCCACUCUUCCUCUACGUUACAGUAUUUGCAGUGCACUUUGUUGUUUUGAACAAAAGUGGACCAGGAGAUGGUUUCUUCAGUUCUGCCUUCCAGUCCCGCUUAAUGGGGAACAACCUCUACAACGCAUCAAUGCCUGAGUACCUGGCAUAUGGCUCCACCAUUACAGUGAAAAACCUCCGGAUUGCUGGAGGCUAUUUGCACUCUCAUUGGCACUUAUACCCAGAAGGAGUGGGAUCACGGCAACAGCAGGUUACAGCCUACUCCCAUAAGGACUACAACAACUUGUGGCUGGUUCACAGACAAGAUGAUAAUAAUUCUCAAUCUGGGAGCCCUGAUCUGGUUCGUCAUGGUGACAUCAUCCGAUUGGAGCACAAGGAAACAACCCGGAACCUUCACAGUCACCUCCAUGAGGCACCUCUGACCAAGAAACACUUCCAGGUUACAGGCUAUGGCAUUAACGGUACAGGGGACACCAAUGACCUGUGGCAGCUGGAGGUGUGUGGAGGUCGGAAGGGUGACCUGGUGAAAGUGCUGCGUAGCAAAGUUCGCUUUCUGCACCGAGCUACUGGAUGUGUGCUUUACUCCUCUGGCAAGACUCUCCCAAAAUGGGGCUGGGAGCAGGUUGAGGUGACCUGUAGUCCCUACUUGAAGGAGACUCCAAGCUCUCAGUGGAAUAUUGAGGAUCAUAUCAAUCCCAAAUUGCCCAACAUUAGUCUCUCUGUGCUGAAACCCCAUUUUCUUGAAAUCUUACUGGAGUCCCACAUUGUUAUGAUAAGAGGUAAUAGUGGCUUGAAACCCAAAGACAAUGAAAUGAACUCCAAACCUUGGCACUGGCCCAUCAACUACCAGGGACUGAGGUUUUCAGGAGUGAAUGAAACAGAGUAUCGUGUUUACCUGCUGGGAAACCCUGUGGUUUGGUGGCUGAAUCUGGCCAGUUUGGGGUUGUAUCUCAUCAUGGUGGCAGUGGCGUCUGUCACCAUCCAAAGAGGUUUCUCACUGGGCCCAAAAAGAAUAGAGCAAUCUCAAGUGCUUAUGAGAGGAGGAGGACUGCUGCUCCUUGGUUGGCUGCUUCACUAUGCACCUUUCUAUACUAUGGGCCGUGUCCUCUACUACCAUCACUACUUCCCUGCAAUGCUCUUCAGCAGCAUGCUAACAGGAAUUACAGUAGACAUCCUGUUGAACAGUGCUGACCUGAUACUCCAACCACCUUAUUCUGACUGGAUGCAGAGAGUCGGCCAGAUGGUACUUCUACUUAGCGUUCUUUACAGUUUCUACCUGUUCCAUCCGCUGUCCUACGGCAUGACCGGUCCUCUAGCACACGAGCCGGGCAGCGCCAUGGCAGGCCUGAAGUGGAUGGACUCCUGGGAGUUCUAGUCAGUUUUACCUGAAUAUGACACUAAUGAUGUGAUAUAUACAAACUGUUUUUACUAUGAGGGAUUUAAAUCACUCGUGUGUAUCACAGAUGUGUGGACUUCAGAGUGUUUAAGCGUAGAAACAGUUUUCAUAAGUUACUGUCUGAGUCUCAGUAUUUGUGUCCCAGCACUUCCACGUGUUAUAAUGUGUCAUGUAUGAAGAGUGCUGAAUAAGACAGGACCUGAAUCAAAGUGUUGUGGAGCGUACAAGAAUAAAUAUCUAGACUUUAAUCAUCACCAGGCUGCCUUAACUCACAACACAACUUCCUUACUGGACUUACACUACACUAAGCAAUGGCUACUGACUCUCAGUGUUUACAUUUCAGUUUCGUCAAUAAACAGAAAUAUUCUUGUA
Molecule: messenger RNA, 3275 nt
Organism: Amphiprion ocellaris (clown anemonefish)
Lineage: Eukaryota; Metazoa; Chordata; Actinopteri; Pomacentridae
Gene: pomt2
Product: protein-O-mannosyltransferase 2
Exons: 21
Coding region: 570-2882 (770 amino acids)
Biological process (GO): protein O-linked glycosylation via mannose
Cellular component (GO): endoplasmic reticulum; membrane
Molecular function (GO): dolichyl-phosphate-mannose-protein mannosyltransferase activity
Source: RefSeq, a predicted model, not a curated record